Messenger RNA from Spirometra erinaceieuropaei, 1218 nucleotides. The record is from the annotation of a GenBank genome assembly. NCBI's taxonomy places the organism in Eukaryota, Metazoa, Platyhelminthes, Cestoda, Diphyllobothriidea, Diphyllobothriidae.
AUGGCCGAUCGGCUUAUGGAGAUGCACGGUUUUCCCAAGCCAUCUAUUUCAGUACUCUCAACUCCCUCAACUCCUCCUGCGUCUCCCGUCUCGCAGUUAGAGCUCGUGCUUACCAAGCUGGCCGACGUUGUAGCUUCUCUUCAGAAGUAGACAAUUUCUCCCUCAUCUCGGAGCCAAACGAAGUCGUCCACACCGCAUGUCCAGUCUGCAUAUCCAGCCCCUUCCAACACAGCCGUCACUUGCUAGUACCACAACACCUUCGGCGCUAAAGCCCGUUGCUGCAUCUAUCCCUGCUCCUUCACCUCCAAGCAGAGCAAAGGGGUAAAACCGGUCAGCCUGAAGGUCAGUGCAGCCAAUCUUCCCGACAGCUCUAACCCUGGUCGUAAAUUUUACGUCCACGACACCCGGAGUGGCAGACGUUUCUUGGUUGACAUUGGUGCCCAGCUAAGUUUCAUUCCACUCACACCAGCUGAUCGUCGCCGCCCCAAUCCCGGCCUUUUCCUACAGGCCCUCAACACAUCGCCAAUUACCACAUCUUGCACCCGCUCCCUCCCUCUGGACAUCGGUCUCCGGCGUCUUUUCCCUUGGGUCUUCGUCAUUUCUGACAUCCCCUGUGCCAUUCUCGAUGCAGACGUCCUCGCCGCCUUCGAUCUUUUGGUCGACUGCCGUCAGUCCCGUCUACACGACAAGACCACCAACCUCACCGUCCGGGGUAUUUCUUCCGACGCUUCCCGUCAACUCACCGUUCUGGACCCUGAAAUCGAGAAUCCAGUUCGGCAACCUCUCGCCAAAUACCCCGGCCUCACUCGUCCCAACUUCAGCGCUUCUUUUCUGCCACACGACGCUGUUCGCACAUCCGGACCACUGGCCUCCGUGUUUUCUCGGACCCGCCGUCUCGUGCCUGCACGUCUAGCUGCCGCCAAGGCCGAGUUCGAGCACAUCAUCAUCCGUCAGUCUGAAAGCUCAUGGACCUCACCCUUCCACAGGGUCCCACAGGCUGCCACUGGCGACUGGCGCCCCUGCGGUGAUUACAGGGUCCUGAAAAACGUUACUGUCCCGGACCGCUACCCUGUCCCACACCUUCAGGAUUUUACCGGGGCCCUAUUCGGCAAAUCGGCGUUCUCGAAGAUUGACCUGAUCCGCGCCUUCCACCAAAUUCCCAUCGUCCCAGAGGACGUUUCGAAGACGGCCGUCACCCCCCCCCCUUGGCCUUUUUGA